UUCAUUUUUUUUUUUUGUUUCUCUUUUAUAGACAAUUGACACAUUGAAAAAGGAGAAUUUUGGGCUAAAAAUGAAGAUUUAUUAUCUGGAAAAACGACUGGAUGAACUCUCACCUGAUCAAAAUGAUCUUGCCAUUCGGGAGAAUAUUGAUUUGAAAGUGAACAUACAAACCUUGGGUCAAGAAUUGAAGAAAUACAAAAAUAUGAUAUUGGAAUUAAAUCAAGCCAUGGCCAUGUUACAACAACAACCUUGUCCUCAACCUCACGGAAUGUCUGAAGAAGAACAAUUGGAAUAUGAAAAUGCUUUAACUUCAGCGGACGCUUAUCGAUUAGAGAAUGAUCAACUGCAAAAAUUAGUCUCCGAACAACGAAUGGAAAAUGCAAGAUUACGAUUGAUAUGCUCUCAAAAACUUGGUAAUACUUCUUCAGCUUCAACGACUGGUUUGAAUGGUUCCAACAAUAACAGCAACAAUGUCAUCAGGUCACAAUCAUCUUCUACUUCUUCUUCUUCCUCUUUACCUGGCAUACAACAACAAAAUCAAAAUCGUCAUUUACAACAAUCAUCACUCUCACCUUCUUCAUCAUCAUCAGCAACACCAUCUUCUUCAUCUUCCUCCAACAAAGAUAAGGAAAUGUUGGAACGAUAUAAAAAGAGUUGGAUGCAGGCUAAACAAACUAUUCAAGAUCAAAACAAUACAAUUCAACAAUUACGAGAUACCCUUCAACGCACUACAUUAGCAUCAUCAUCAGCAUCAUCUACAUCAUCAUCAGCAGCAUCAUUGGAAGAAGAAAGGAGACGAGGAAACAACAAUCGACGGUGGCUUGAAUUAGAACAAAGUUUAACACAUACAAGGGAACGCAACCGUGAUCUGUUAACAAAAUUACGACAAAAAUCCAACGAAACAGAUCGACUACGUGCAGAUCGAGAUGACCUUGCCAACCGCAUAGAAGAAUUAAAACAACAAUUACACGAUAAGAGCCUUGAGUAUGACGAACUGAUACUACAAAUGGACGAACAACAACAUGCGGAUGACAGAAACAACAGCAGUAAUAAAAAGGCCAAGAAACUUUUACAACAACAAUACAAUGAUUUAGAACAGAAUCACAGGGCAUUACAGUUGGACUAUGCAGAUAUGGAAGAACAACGCUAUGCUGAUCAACAAAAAGCUCAUCGAUUGCAAAGUGAGCUAGAGCAACGCGAACAUGACCUAGAAACGUUGGAAGAAGAAAUGGUAAAACUGGUUGCGCAUGCCGAGGAUCUGGAGAAGCAAUUAGAGGAAAAUAAGCAAGCAUUGGAACAACAACAACAAGAAUCUGCACGCCGUUUGGAUGAAGAAAAACAACAACUGAUGCACGCCUAUCUUCAGCAAGAUGAACUUGUGAAUGGAUUAGAAACCAAGUUCUCAACACUUAUGACCAAAGCCUUGGAACAGAAACAAGAACAUUAUCGUCAACGUGAAGCUGAAUUGAUCAAUACCCAUACACGUGUCCAAGAUGAAGCCAAACAACGUUAUGAAGAUGAUCUACAGUUACUGGAAGUCAAAUUUAAUCAAGUCGAACAAUCCAUUCGGGAACGAGAUGUGCGUAUCGCUGCCUUGGAAGGUCAUCUUGAAGCUCAAACAGAUGCCACUGAUCGUGAAAAACUCAUCUAUCAGGAAGAAAUUAAGGAAUUGGAAGCUGAAGUACAACAGCUCACCACCAAAUUGAAAGAAUUAGAACAUCAACGGGAAGAAGAUUAUCAAAAUGAUGAUCAACAAGAAAGAGAUCAAUCUGUCAAUCAUCAAGAUACAUUGUUAGCAAAGCAGGUAAAAAAAAAAAAAAAAAAAAAAAAAAAGAUAAAAAGAAAAAAAGAAAGAAAAAUAUGUAAUUACUGUAGGAAAGAAAAAGGAUUGCUUAAUUUUUUUUUAAUAUUGUUAAAUAGGAGGAACUCGAAACACAAAUUCAAUCAUUACAAGAACAUCUUCAAGAAGCUGAUGAUCGCUUGAAACGAGAUCGACAUGCCGCCAACCAAGCUUUGAAUGAUUAUAUGAAAUCACAACAUUUAUUACAACAAAAAUUAGAUGCUGUACGAAAACGAAAUGAACUCUUGACCAGUUUACUUGAUCAAUACCAAAAUCCAUCCGAGGUAUAUAUAUAUAUA
This is a messenger RNA of Halteromyces radiatus, 2139 nucleotides long. RefSeq lists its product as uncharacterized. The coding region runs from base 71 to 1984 and encodes 637 amino acids. The record is from RefSeq and is a predicted model, not a curated record. NCBI's taxonomy places the organism in Eukaryota, Fungi, Mucoromycota, Mucoromycetes, Mucorales, Cunninghamellaceae. The transcript has a single exon. Gene Ontology annotation, cellular component: microtubule organizing center.